Messenger RNA from Mangifera indica (mango), 1759 nucleotides. Its product is annotated as cytochrome P450 86A1-like. Lineage: Eukaryota; Viridiplantae; Streptophyta; Magnoliopsida; Sapindales; Anacardiaceae. The record is from RefSeq and is a predicted model, not a curated record. Gene Ontology annotation, molecular function: oxidoreductase activity, acting on paired donors, with incorporation or reduction of molecular oxygen; heme binding; monooxygenase activity. The transcript has a single exon. Bases 26 to 1567 code for a protein of 513 amino acids.
AUUCUUUACCCUUUCACCGACUCAAAUGGAAUCCCUAGCUCUUCUCUUGAGCUUACUGGCUCUAGUUUCAGCUUAUGCUUUCUGGUUCUAUCUCUUAUCUUGUAAACUCUCAGGCCCUAAAAUGUAUCCUCUUGUGGGUAGCCUCCCGGUCCUCUUCACGAACCGGCGGCGAAUACACGAUUGGAUUGCCAGUAAUCUCAGAGCCACAGGUGGUUCAGCUACUUACCAAACUUGUACUAUUGCUCUUCCUUAUUUUGCUAGCAAACAAGGGUUUUACACAGUCACCUGUCAUCCCAAAAACAUCGAGUAUAUUCUUCGAACGAGAUUCGAUAACUACCCCAAAGGCCCCACGUGGCAGAAGGCUUUUCAUGAUUUGUUAGGGCAAGGGAUUUUCAACAGUGAUGGUGAGACGUGGCUUAUUCAACGCAAAACUGCCGCUCUUGAGUUCACCACAAGAACGUUAAGGCAAGCCAUGGCUCGGUGGGUGAAUCGGACGAUCAAGAACCGGCUGUGGAAGAUUUUAGACAAUGCAGCGGAGAAUGAUCUGUCGGUGGACCUGCAAGAUUUGUUGCUUCGUUUAACGUUUGAUAAUAUCUGUGGUCUCACGUUUGGUAAAGACCCCAAGACUCUCUCGCCAGAGCUACCGGAAAGUUCGUUUGCUGUGGCUUUUGAUACGGCCACUGAAGCGACUCUUCAACGGCUUCUGUAUCCUGGAUUUUUAUGGAGAUUUAAGAAAAUGUUUGGUGUCGGAGCUGAGAAAAGACUGAAGAAGAGCCUUCAAGUUGUUGAAGAUUACAUGAACGGUGCUAUUGAAGCUCGGAAAGAGAGUCCAUCAGAUGAUCUUUUAUCAAGAUUCAUGAAGAAACGAGAUGUGGACGGUAAGCUCUUCCCAAGUUCGGUUCUUCAACGGAUAGCUCUAAACUUCGCUCUCGCUGGCCGUGACACGUCAUCAGUUGCACUCAGCUGGUUCUUCUGGCUCGUCAUGAGCCACCCUCAUGUUGAACAAAAGAUCAUCCAGGAAAUAUCAAAGGUUCUCAAAGAAACACGUGGCAAUGACAUCAAGAAAUGGCUAGACGAGCCUCUAGACUUUGAUGAAGCUGAUAAAAUGACAUAUCUGAAAGCCUCAUUAGCUGAAACACUGCGUUUAUACCCAUCAGUCCCGGAAGAUUUCAAGUACGUUGUCUCCGACGACGUCUUGCCGGACGGCACCUUCGUCCCAGCCGGUUCAACGGUGACAUAUUCGAUAUACUCAAUGGGAAGAAUGAAGACGAUCUGGGGCGACGAUUGCAUGGAGUUUAGGCCGGACCGUUGGCUGUCGGCUGAAGGGGACCGGUUCGAACCGCCGAAAGACGGAUACAAAUUCGUGGCGUUUAAUGCUGGACCGAGAACUUGUUUGGGGAAGGACUUGGCUUACUUGCAAAUGAAAUCUGUGGCUUCGGCGGUGCUGUUGCGCUACCGGCUGUCCCUGGCUCCCGGUCACGAGGUGGAGCAAAAGAUGUCUCUCACUUUGUUCAUGAAGAAUGGACUUCAUGUACACUUGCACCCUCGUGCACUUGUUGCCGACUAGAAGGCGGCACGUGGAACAGAAACCGCAUCUGAUGAUUCGAAUUGUUUUAAUUUUGUAUUGUACUUUCAAUAAGUAUAAUUCGUUCGUUAUUGUCUGGUUGAAAUUUAGUUCGAACACAAUUAAUAUAUAAUUAUGUACUUAAAAAAUAUAUCUAUGUAAUAUUACGAUUUAAUUAUACGCUUUUUCUUUAAA